GCGUAUGUAGGUAGUUACACUAUUAUUGUUUAAAUACCGAUUAAUUUUUAAUAAUAUUUAUUCUAAUAUUCUAGAUUAACAAUAUUAUUAUUAGUUUUCGUUGUUUAUUGUUUUUAUUUUUUGGAAAUUAUCUACAUUUUUAUUACUUUAGUAUGUCAAACUAAUUGUCUCAUUUUUAAAAUGUUAAAUACUGAUAAUAUUAAUCAGGUUAGAACAGUAAGAAGAUGAAGUUGUUUGUCCCUACGGUGCAGUGGAUGUGAACUACAACUAACCAUGUAUUCCGAUGACACUGUGUAUGUUGGCUUAUUGGUCUUAUCAUUUUUAUUUAGCUUUUUAUUUAGAAAAGUUAAACACAAAAAUGUGAAACAAUGGAUGUCAACUAUUUAUGGAGCAAUAAUUGUACUAACAGUUUCUGGCUUACAUAUAGUCCAUCCGAUAAUUUGCACACUAGUCAAUUCCAUUUUGAUACAAAUUGAUAAAAGGCGUUGUCAUAUAUUAAGUUUCUUAUUUACAUUUGGAUAUUUAAUAUUCUUUCGGAUGACAACAUAUUUUGGAAUACCAUACCCACCAGCUCAUACUAACUUAAUACAAAUGAUGCUUACUCUAAAGCUUGUUGGCCUUUCGUUUGAAGUCCACGACAGUUAUCUAAUCAAAUUGAAACAAAAGGAUGCAAAAUGUGAUGCUGAAAAAAAAUUUAAAACGAUUUGUCAACCUAGUAUUCUAGAAGUAUUUCAUUAUGCAUUUUGUUAUGUAGGAAUUUUAACAGGACCCUAUUUUAAGUAUCGUACUUAUUGGGAUUUAUUCAAUCAUAAUUACUGGAGAAAAGCUACUUAUAUUAAUUUACUAAUUAAAAAAAUACGUAUAAUCCCAACUUUAAUAAUUUGUCAUUUGGCAACUUCGUGGAUAUUUCCAUUGAGUGAAUUCAAGAAUGACUCUUUUUAUACAUCAACAUCAUUAUCAUACAGAUUGUGGUAUAUGUACUCUUCAUUUUUUAUUUUUCGCACAAGAUUAUAUUUGGGCUUUAUUUUCUCUGAGCUUAUUUGUAUAGCUUCUGGAAUGGGUGCUUAUCCUGAAGUGACAGAUCCACAGUCUGGAAGUGGUCCAACUAGAAAUUUUGAAUCAUUAGAAACAGAAUAUUCUGUAAAAGAAGAGGUUUACAAUUUUGAUUGUAUUGAAAGUAUUGAUAUUAUGAAAGUAGAAACUAUUUCUACAGUCCGUGGAGCUACGAGAAUUUGGAAUAUGACAAUACAGUAUUGGAUUGCUGAAUAUGUGUAUAGAAGAAUUCCUGUUAAAAAACUUAGAACAUUGGUAGCAUUUGGUAUUUCUGCACUGUGGCAUGGCAUAUACACAGGCUAUUAUGUUAGUUUGUGUUCAGUGCCUUUUUACUUAGCAGUGGAAGAUAUUUAUGAUAGACAGUACCGUAACUAUGCUGACUCUGCUGGCAAACGUAUAUUGUGGACUUUCUUUUUAUACACUAUGAAAAUGUAUCAGUUUUCAUUUUGGGGAUGCACAUUUCAACUUCUACAUAUCGACCUCAUAUUUAAAUACUGCCAAUCUAUAUAUUUUCUCCCAUAUAUUGUUUUGAUAACUAUGUAUGCCAUUUCUCGAUUUAACAACUUACGGACUAGUUGACCAAAUAAAACUAUUUGGCCUGUUGCAGUCAACAUCAGAGAAUUCCUCUAAGGGACUUUGAGUCUGUUAUGUUAUGUUUUGUUUUGUUUUGGUAAAGUAUACCAUAAUUUUAAAAUUAAUGUAUAAGUUGUAUAUUUUUCUUAUAUCUAUUUGGCCCUUUACACCAAUGGGUCUAUAUGAAAAGAAAAUACUGCCUUUCCGCCUUUAUAUGAAAGACAUUUGGAAUAAUAUUUUAUACGAUCUAUAAAAGCAUUUUUAAUUGCUACUUGUAGUACGUUUAAUUCAUAGUUAAGUGUAAAUACACAAGAUAUUCCCUUGGUUAAAAAAUAUAAAUACUUUUAAUUAUUAAUUAUUUGACAAUAUUAACUAUUGUUAUGUGAAGGAAUAUAACUGUUUAAAAUAAAUAAUUAUAUUAGCUUAAUGUAUUAAACUAAUAAUUGUGGAUAAAUAAUAUUAGUGAAUAAUAUUUUAUGUGUGUUGUGUAAGACAUACGUGCUGAUAUUAGAUUAAAAUUCAUCUGAUUACGCUUCUAAACACAAAUGUAUUCCCUUAUGACUUAUACAAAGUUUAUGUAUAUAAAAAUUUAAUAAUAUUUGACAAAUAAUUAAAAAUAUGAACAGUUUUCUUAUACCUAAACCAUUUUAUUUAUUUUUACAAAAUUUAUUUAUAGAGUGUUUAUUUUAUAUCAUUAAUAUGUGUAAUAUUUUACAUAAGUUUAUAAUAUACAUUUUAAAUAAAAUGUCAAUAUGUAAAGUAAAAUUUACUUAAUUUAUUAAAUUUUUAUAUUAAAAUAUCGAGUUUAAUAUGACUUUUUAUGAUCUAAAAAAAUAGAAGCUUUUAUAUAAUUUGUUUUUAUCAUUAAACAAACAAUUUUAUCAAUUUAAAUUCAUAUUAAAUAUAUUUUUUAAUCAUAAGUAUUAAUUUAAUAUUUUGUGCCAUAUUGUUCUUUAUUAAGAAAUAUUUAAACUUCCAACUAACAUCCUUAAAUAUAUUUGUUCUUUUGUAUUGUUAGAAAAAAUAUACCUAUAUCUAAAAGUUAAGACACAUAAUACACGCAUAAUUAUUAUAUUUAGUUAAAAUUGGCCAUCCUCGUCUAAGUUAUAGGCAUUUAUAAUUUAAGUAUAAUGUACAUUUGUAUGCUUUUGUAUAACAACUGUGUGUACUAAAUGUACAUAAUUUAUUAUAUUUAAGUUAAAUAUAAAAAUAAAUGUAACUUUGAGUUAUCGUAAAUAACUGUUUUGUAUAAUAUUUUUUUUUAUGUUUUGAGUUACAUAUAAUUGACUAUUUAAUUAAUUGUUUCAACCAAUUUUUUUUUUUUAUUUUAUAAAAUGUCUCUUUGAGAAUCUUAAUAAAUGAAUAAAUGUUUGGUUGUUAAUUAUUAUUUUUUGCUAAGCAUUACAGUAUAUAUUUUAAUUGUUGGUUGAAAUAAAUAAUUAAAAACAAUUUUAACAUUUUUGUAAUGUUAAAGUAUUAAUUAAACGUUCCAACAC
Messenger RNA from Metopolophium dirhodum (rose-grain aphid), 3122 nucleotides. It is a transcript of the gene frj, whose product is annotated as lysophospholipid acyltransferase 7. The record is from RefSeq and is a predicted model, not a curated record. Gene Ontology annotation, molecular function: lysophospholipid acyltransferase activity. Gene Ontology annotation, cellular component: membrane; mitochondria-associated endoplasmic reticulum membrane contact site. Gene Ontology annotation, biological process: lipid modification; phosphatidylinositol biosynthetic process. The transcript has 9 exons. Bases 274 to 1632 code for a protein of 452 amino acids. Lineage: Eukaryota; Metazoa; Arthropoda; Insecta; Hemiptera; Aphididae.